CUCCCCUUCGCCUUGUGCGGGGGGGAGGGAGUUUGUCUCAGCCACCCUGGACAUGAGGCCCUAGAAGUGGCCUGAUUGGCCAAUUUGCAAAAGGGGGCGUGGUUCCGGCUGCAGCACGGUCAAUCCACGCCUCUACUCUUCAGUUCUUUUCAGGAUCUGCAUGAGGAAGGAGCUCUUUACUUGGGCUCCUUCCACUUAGGCCUGGGGAGGGUUCGCCCAGGAGCGGGCGUGGCAGUUCUCCAGCGGGUUCCUUCAGGUCCCGCUGUGCAGGGCAUUAGGUAGACAAGUCUCCAGGCUUUGCAGAAUACCAGCGGGGCUCUGUGGCCUGUGGGCCCGAUCGCAGCCUUCUCCAGCGUCCCGUUCCAGCAUCUGCAUCACGACAGGGCUUUGGCCCUUUGGUUUGUUGCAGGCCCGGGAGGGCCGUGGGGUGGGGCUUUUUGCAAGUUUUUCUACAGCUUUCUUUACUCUCCUGAUCUUUGGAAGGGGUUUCUGGCUGCUUUGGGGGGCCUUGUUGUGAGGGGUUGUUGCUGGGCUUUCGAGUUGGCUUCUGGGGGUUUUUUCUUGAGCUUUGGUAUUCCCUGGGGGUGGCUAAGGUUUUUUCCCUUCGUGCAAACCUCUCCCACAUCCAUAGGGUUGCUCUGUAGAGCAAGAAUUGGGGGUUGGCUUCUCCUUCUAAUAUUGAUUGAGGGCUUGUGGGUGUUUUCACGAUGCCCAGGAAAGCUAAGGAGAAAAAGGGUGGGAAGCCUGUUAGGCAGCCCAAAGCCCCCCCCCCCCUCUUCCUCGGAUGAGGAUGAUGAAGAAAUGGCCCUUAUUAGGGGCUUGAUUGGUAGGAUGGAGGCCUUGGAGAAGUCUCGCAGCGCUCCUUCUGAUAAGGGUGCUGGUCCUUCUGGCGGGGUGGUGGUGUCCCUCCUCCCAAGGUGCCUCGCAGGACCAGGGGGGCUGCCCGGAAUCAGCUUUUAAAAUCACUCUCUAGUAGGUUGAAGGCGUUGGAAAGGGGGGGGGGCCCAGCCGGCCCGGCUCCUCCCUCAGGUCCGCAAGAUCCAUCCAUGCCUGAUGACCUGGUUCCUGGAAGGCCUGCUCCUGUGGCUCCAUUGCCGUCGCCUGAGGACCCGGCUCCUGUGUUGCCUGCUCCGUCGCUUCCACUGCCUGCUGCACCGGUUGAACCUCCGCCUGUGGACCCUCGAGUACCGGUGGCCCCGGAUUUGGUUGCCGCAGUGCUGCAGCAACUUGAGGCCUGCUGUGCUAACCAGUGGGAGGUAACUCUUUUUCGGGCGGCUGUUUUAGUCGCCUUUUUCGGCGCCUUUCGUCCAGGUGAGUUGCUACCAUGGAACAGGGGCUCCCCGAGGGACCGUUGUUUGCAAUUUUCUGAUUUGUCACUCAGUGACGGGGUGGCACAGCUUUUUCUACGCCGUUCUAAGACGGAUCAACACGGUAAAGGGCAGUUGGUGCGCUUGGCGGCUGCCUCUGACCCUGGCAUUUGCCCGGUGAUCGCCUUGCGGCACUACGCGGCCCUCGGGCCUGCCUCAGCAGGGUGCCUGUUUGUCCACGCGGAUCAGGCACCUCUUACCCAAUACCAGUUCCUGGCAGUGGUAAGAAGGGCAUUGGUUGCGGCUGGGGUGCCGCCUGAAGGGCUCACAUUACACUCCUUCAGGAUUGGGGCGGCUACUACAGCUUCCCGGUUGGGCCUACAAGAGGCCGUGGUACGGCAGAUCGGCCGGUGGAAGUCCGUGGCGGUCAGGCGUUAUGUGCACUGACAGCGGACUAUAUUAUCUGGAUUGAUCGAAUUUUCUUUUUGGCAGGUGCUGGUGGGGCAGCGGCUCCUGUACGGGUCCUGAUCUAUGGCCAUUCGUUGGUCUUUUGGGCCUUCAAGCAGACCAGCACCUCCCACUGGGGUUCACAGCUGGGGUUUGGACGAAGAGCCCUGGUGUAUUGGUUGGUCAUGCGGGGCAUGCUGUGGAGUCAGCUGCUCCCGGCCAUUAAGGAUCACUUAGCUAGAUUCCCUGUGCCCACCGUUCUUGUCCUUCACUUGGGUGAGAAUGACUUAGGCAGGCGGACUGGCCUGUCCAUGGUGCAGCAAGCCGCCUCCAAUUUGACCGUACUGCGCAGGUGGAUGCCCGGGGUUCUUAUCCUCUGGAUCAGUUGGCUUCAGCGCAGGGUUUGGCGCGCUGCGUUUAACGGGUUUAAGUUAGAAAAGGCCCGGCGCAAGGUUUCGGCUGCCAUAGGUAAGUUAGUUUUGGCGGCUGGGGGGGACAUCAUUAGGCAACCUGAUUUAGCAGCUCGCUUCCACGAGCUAUAUCGCCCGGAUGGUGUUCACCUUUCCGAGGCUGGGUGCGAUUUGUAUUUACGCAAUAUUCGGAAUGGGCUUGCUGCACUGUUGGAUGGCAUGGGGCAGGGAGGCCAAGCAAGGGCUGACCUCCCUGGGUGGCAGUAACAGUGCGGGCUAAGGGGUAAGUGGUUGGUUAGAGUAUGGUGAGCACCCUUGGAUAUUGUAAGGUGGAAUGGUCAAUCGCUCCUUUGUAGCCUGUGCGGCACGGGGAGAAAUUGAUUGCCAGGAAACCUGCUUAAGGAUUUCAUCAACCUUUGGGCUGUGCGGUCCGGGGUGGGUGAAGACCUUGAGCUGUCCAGAUCCCCUCUUCUCUGGAGGGCGGUUGGCUUUGAAGGAGACAGGUGGGGUAUACCCGCUUGUUUCCUGAGCCAGGGUGUGUCGCCCGUGUCAGGUGGUGAAUAGGAUGGUAGCAUCCUAGCUCACGCCUAGGGGCCCGCACUGUUCUAUGUUGGUGAUUAAUCACCUGGUUUACAGUCCGCCUAUGCCUAUUUGUUUAUUAAUAAACGUGGCCCGUUUCAUCCAUUUAACGUCUCUGUGUCUUCUUGGGCCGGGGUCUGGGGACAAUUCCCCUCCCCUUCGCCUUGUGCGGGGGGGAGGGAGUUUGUCUCAGCCACCCUGGACAUGAGGCCCUAGAAGUGGCCUGAUUGGCCAAUUUGCAAAAGGGGGCGUGGUUCCGGCUGCAGCACGGUCAAUCCACGCCUCUACUCUUCAGUUCUUUUCAGGAUCUCCCUCCCUCCCUCCCUGAUGCAGAGCGGGUUCAGUGACUGGUCGCUUCGGGGCCGAGUAGGAAUUUUUUGCUCCCAACGUAUUGGCCUUUGUUGGGGUUUUUUUCGCCUACUCCGUUCUGUACUCAGUUGUUAGUUAGUUUUAGGUUGGCCACGUGGGCAGUAACAGUGCGGGCUAAGGGGUAAGUGGUUGGUUAGAGUAUGGUGAGCACCCUUGGAUAUUGUAAGGUGGAAUGGUCAAUCGCUCCUUUGUAGCCUGUGCGGCACGGGGAGAAAUUGAUUGCCAGGAAACCUGCUUAAGGAUUUCAUCAACCUUUGGGCUGUGCGGUCCGGGGUGGGUGAAGACCUUGAGCUGUCCAGAUCCCCUCUUCUCUGGAGGGCGGUUGGCUUUGAAGGAGACAGGUGGGGUAUACCCGCUUGUUUCCUGAGCCAGGGUGUGUCGCCCGUGUCAGGUGGUGAAUAGGAUGGUAGCAUCCUAGCUCACGCCUAGGGGCCCGCACUGUUCUAUGUUGGUGAUUAAUCACCUGGUUUACAGUCCGCCUAUGCCUAUUUGUUUAUUAAUAAACGUGGCCCGUUUCAUCCAUUUAACGUCUCUGUGUCUUCUUGGGCCGGGGUCUGGGGACAAUUCCCCUCCCCUUCGCCUUGUGCGGGGGGGAGGGAGUUUGUCUCAGCCACCCUGGACAUGAGGCCCUAGAAGUGGCCUGAUUGGCCAAUUUGCAAAAGGGGGCGUGGUUCCGGCUGCAGCACGGUCAAUCCACGCCUCUACUCUUCAGUUCUUUUCAGGAUCUCCCUCCCUCCCUCCCUGAUGCAGAGCGGGUUCAGUGACUGGUCGCUUCGGGGCCGAGUAGGAAUUUUUUGCUCCCAACGUAUUGGCCUUUGUUGGGGUUUUUUUCGCCUACUCCGUUCUGUACUCAGUUGUUAGUUAGUUUUAGGUUGGCCACGUGGGCAGUAACAGUGCGGGCUAAGGGGUAAGUGGUUGGUUAGAGUAUGGUGAGCACCCUUGGAUAUUGUAAGGUGGAAUGGUCAAUCGCUCCUUUGUAGCCUGUGCGGCACGGGGAGAAAUUGAUUGCCAGGAAACCUGCUUAAGGAUUUUAUCAACCUUUGGGCUGUGCGGUCCGGGGUGGGUGAAGACCUUGAGCUGUCCAGAUCCCCUCUUCUCUGGAGGGCGGUUGGCUUUGAAGGAGACAGGUGGGGUAUACCCGCUUGUUUCCUGAGCCAGGGUGUGUCGCCCGUGUCAGGUGGUGAAUAGGAUGGUAGCAUCCUAGCUCACGCCUAUGGGCCCGCACUGUUCUAUGUUGGUGAUUAAUCACCUGGUUUACAGUCCGCCUAUGCCUAUUUGUUUAUUAAUAAACGUGGCCCGUUUCAUCCA
Molecule: messenger RNA, 4420 nt
Organism: Hemicordylus capensis (graceful crag lizard)
Lineage: Eukaryota; Metazoa; Chordata; Lepidosauria; Squamata; Cordylidae
Exons: 2
Coding region: 1047-1754 (235 amino acids)
Biological process (GO): DNA recombination; DNA integration
Molecular function (GO): DNA binding
Source: RefSeq, a predicted model, not a curated record